AUGAACCACCACAAUACCAACCAGGCUUAUUCUGUUCUUGGUCAUAAAACCGCCAACAUUCGGGAUCUAUACACAUUAGGUCAAAAGCUUGGUCAAGGUCAAUUCGGCACAACCUAUUUAUGCACAGAGAAUUCAACAGGUAUAAACUACGCAUGCAAGUCAAUUUCAAAAAGGAAGUUGAUUUCUAAAGAGGAUGUGGAGGAUGUUAGGAGGGAGAUUCAAAUAAUGCACCAUCUAACAGGGCACAAGAACAUUGUAACAAUAAAGGGAGCAUAUGAAGAUACUUUGUAUGUUCAUAUUGUAAUGGAGCUCUGUAAUGGUGGAGAAUUGUUUGAUAGGAUUAUUCAAAGAGGUCAGUAUAGUGAGAGGAAAGCAGCAGAGUUGACAAAGAUCAUUGUGGGUGUUGUUGAGGCGUGUCAUUCACUUGGUGUUAUGCAUAGAGAUUUGAAACCUGAAAAUUUCUUAUUGAUUAAUAGGGAUGAUGAUUUUUCACUCAAAGCAAUUGAUUUUGGACUCUCGGUUUUUUUCAAACCAGGUCAAAUUUUCAAAGAUGUGGUUGGAAGCCCGUAUUAUGUUGCACCUGAGGUGCUUAAAAAGAGUUAUGGUCCUGAAGCAGAUGUGUGGACAGCUGGAGUCAUACUUUAUAUACUUCUAAGUGGUGUACCUCCAUUUUGGGCAGAAACACAACAGGGGAUAUUUGAUGCGGUGUUGAAGGCUCAUAUUGACUUUGAAUCGGACCCAUGGCCUCUUAUAUCAGAUAGUGGAAAGGAUCUUAUAAACAAGAUGUUAUGCUCUCAACCUUCAAAGCGCUUAACAGCCCAUCAAGUCCUAUGUCAUCCAUGGAUAUGUGAAAAUGGGGUUGCUCCAGAUAGAGCACUUGAUCCUGCUGUUCUUUCUCGUUUGAAGCAUUUCUCAGCAAUGAAUAAGUUAAAGAAGAUGGCUUUAAGGGUAAUAGCGGAAAGUUUGUCAGAAGAAGAGAUUGCAGGUUUGAGGGAAAUGUUCAAGUCAAUGGAUACAGAUAACAGUGGUGCAAUAACAUUUGAUGAACUCAAAGCUGGUUUAAAAAGGUUUGGUUCAACAUUAAAGGAUACAGAGAUUCAAGAUCUUAUGGAUGCAGCUGAUGUGGACAACAGUGGCACAAUAGAUUAUGGGGAAUUUGUAACAGCAACGAUGCACUUGAACAAAUUGGAUCGGGAGGAGCAUCUUGUUGCAGCAUUUAGAUAUUUUGACAAGGAUGGAAGUGGAUAUAUUACAGUUGAUGAGCUUCAACAAGCAUGUAUUGAUCAAAAUAUAACUGAUUUUUUUGUGGAGGAUAUUAUUAGGGAAGUCGAUCAAGAUAAUGAUGGGAGGAUUGAUUAUGGGGAAUUUGUGGCCAUGAUGACAAAAGGAAAUGCAGGAAUUGGAAGAAGAACAAUGCGAAACAGUCUUAAUAUCAGCAUGAGAGAUGUACAACAAGGGGAUCAAUAGCAUCUCCACACGUAUAUACACACUUUAUCAUGAAUAGAAGUUUUACAAUAUCUAUUGACUUUAACAUGAAUAGAAGUUUGGAGGAAAAAGGAUAACCAAAUAGAGUUAAUGUAUUCAUACACUACGCUA
Molecule: messenger RNA, 1596 nt
Organism: Lactuca virosa
Lineage: Eukaryota; Viridiplantae; Streptophyta; Magnoliopsida; Asterales; Asteraceae
Source: the annotation of a GenBank genome assembly